CUGCUUGUUUAGCGUGUGUUGUUGAUAUGAAUGGUCACAUUGUUAAAUUAAACGCUGCUCACCGAAAACAACUAAAUAAGAGCGCUGAAGGUGUAUGUCGAUAUGUUAACUGUUACUUUAAACGAAAGGAUAACGUGUUAUUUUUUGCUUAGGACAUGAGUAUUUAAUAUGCGUUUAAAACCCUCCAUACACGGACAUAUGGAGGUACAUACAUGACAUAUUCAUAUUUUAGUCCAUAUCGUGGUUAUUGAAUGUUGUCUAACUGGCAGUGAAGAGAAUUGAUCAGGAUGAACUCCAGCACAGAUGGUCUGAUCUCUGCAUGCAGCUCAUGGCUGUGCCCAUCACACAAGCAGCUCUCUGACAUUCUCACUACAACACAAGAGAUCACAAACAGUGAUCACUGCAGGCUUGAUGAUGCUUUUUACAGGUGUGAACCCGUCUGUCUGGAGAGAGCUGAAGCGGACUCGCCUUGCGUCAUUACACUAUUGUGUCCACCCAACUCUGCAUAUUUGAUCAGCAGUAUUCAUGUUGUGAGUGAAGGCCGCACCAUUGAAGUGUACUCAGGGUCAGGAGAAUACUGUGGCACCUGUCGUGGAGAGGAGGUUCAAAGAUCCGACAAUAAUGGUCCUCAGGAAAGAAGUCCUUUUUACAGCACUGUUUUGGAGUUAGAGAGCCCCACUGCGUCAUGUGAGGUGAAGCUUCUGUCUUUUGGUGGGCGUUCAUCUGUGGCUAUCGCCCAUGUGGGUGUGGGACUAGAGACACUUAAAGAAAGGCAGGGUGGCCCAACCCUGGACCCAGGCAUUGACCUUCAGCGAGUACAGGCUAUGAUGGAAGAAAUGGGUACCGCCCUUUCACCAGGGGCUCAAAACCUGAUGGAGCUUGUACAGAGCCAGCAGAAGAAUAAAUCAGACAUGCUGAGUGGAUUCAUUCCUCUUCUCAUGGGAGGAGGAGCUUUGAGCUGUCUGUCAAGAGGAGUUGGUGCCUCCAGUGCUUCUGUGGAGGGCCGACAUCCACCGACCGGUCCUGAGCAGCUUCUGUCCAACAGCAGUGAGAAUCAGAUCCCAAGUGCCAUGUCUGGCCCCAUCAACCCAGAGCUGCUGCCAAUGCUACAGAGCGUCUGCGGCCAGGUCACGCAGCUCCGCCUGGAGGAAGCCACAUCUCCUGAAAGGAAGAAGAAUGGGGGACGGGAGAGUCACAUGUGCUGCGGAGGAUUUGAGAAGAUGCUGGAGUCGGUUGUAGAGAAGAGGAUGGAGGAGAUGGAGAAAAGGUUAAAAGAGCAUCUGGACGUGCGCCUUGAUGCUCUUCAGCAGAGACUUGAGGUCACUCUUCAGCAGGCACUUUCACACAUGCCGCAGCACCAAUGAACAAAACUUCACAGAUGAUUAACCUAAACAUUUAAAAGGGAAAAACUAAAUGGCUGAGCUUUUGCUUCUAAAUGUCUUUUUCUGUAAAAGAAAAUGUAACAAGAAUUCACCAGAAGUCCUUUAUGACAGAUUUCUAACGUUUAUGUAACGUUUUACAUUUAUGUAACUGUUGUUGGCCAAGAAGGAGUUGUGGUUUGAAGGGCAAUCACUGACCUAUGAGUCUUUCCCAUGAGACUUGUAUUACUGGGCUGUUCAGUUUGUUCUUUAGUACAAAGACUGUAGCAGCAACUACAAAAAGAACAGUUAGUAAUGUGUUUUACUGUUGAUACUAUUUGUAAUGUUGUAUUUUAAUUCAAUUAUUUUAAUGCUGCUACAAUAACUAUUUUUCUACUAUUCUGACAAUUAUAAAGUACUCAUUCUCACAGUUUGGUACAAAUGGUUACCACAGUUAAUAUAGAAUCUGGACAAAUACAGUAGUUGCACUGGUUGUUUAUUGGACAGCAGAGGUCUUUCGUGCAAUGAAAAGGGUUCAGUAUUAACUGUAAUUGUGAACUGCCUUUGUGAAUACAUGUUUACACUGACUGUACUGGAAAACUAAGGACAAUAAAAAAAAAUACUAUUUAUACUAAAA
This is a messenger RNA of Triplophysa dalaica, 1995 nucleotides long. RefSeq names its product chromosome 17 C10orf88 homolog (gene c17h10orf88). Bases 288 to 1364 code for a protein of 358 amino acids. The record is from RefSeq and is a predicted model, not a curated record. The transcript is spliced from 6 exons. NCBI's taxonomy places the organism in Eukaryota, Metazoa, Chordata, Actinopteri, Cypriniformes, Nemacheilidae.